GAUUUACGCAUUCCAUAAAUUAACCAAAACAAAACAAACGCUCUCUCCGUCUGUUUGAUGCUUUCAGUGAUUGGAGAAAAUUUAGUCAGGAGAAAAUAUCCCCUAAUCGGCAGGGAGGAGUGGCAAUUUCGAUACCCUAGGUAAUGCUUAAGUCUAUUUUCGAGAGUGGAACAAACAUGCGAACCGAUACGUUGAACCGAAAUGUCGGUGUGCCAUCAUCCGGUGCCGGUGGGACAGUAGCGGCGGAUCAAACCGAUGCCACCGGAGGACUGGUGGAUGUUGAUGCGUAUAGGCGGAUAGUGAAAAGUUUUAUGGAUAUGCGGCGCUAUCAAACGGCACUAUUUUGGGCGGAGAAAGUGACGGUCCUGAGUAAUAACGAUCCCCGGGAUGUAUACUGGCUGGCUCAGUGUAUGUUUCUGCUGCGGGAGUUCCAUCGGGCGGCUUACGUUAUUCGGAAUCGUGGAUUGGAUAAACGAAAUCUGCUCUGCCAUUAUUUGGCUGCGGAGUGUCUCACCGAGGCGAAAGAGUAUCAGGAAGCGCUGGACACGCUAAAUUCGGUGGACUGUGAACUGCUAGCGAACAGUGUUGCGACCAGUGGUAGGGAUGACUCAAGCACCGCGGAAGAACCUGUUUUCGAGGAGCCCAACAAGAACGACGUUUUGGCGUCAAUUUAUUUUCUGAAGGGAAAAAUCUUGGAAGCGAUGGACAAUCGAAUACUGGCAAUGGAUUGUUACGUCCAAGCACUGCAUAAAUCUGUUUACUGUUCAGAGGCUUUGGACGCGUUGGUGCAACAUGAGAUGCUAAUGGCUUGGGAGGAGAAAGAGCUUAUGCAACACAUUCCGAUGGAGCAGCAGUGUUCGGAUGCGGAGAAGAAAAUUUUAAAAAGACUGUACGAAAGCAAACUUAAGAAAUACUAUGAAUCGAUAGCCCCGCAAACUAAUAUCGAGCAAACGCCGGUCGGAACAAUGAGUACGGAUUUGCUUCACGUUUUAACGGAGAAGCUGAAAAAUAGUAAAAACAUUGAGAGUAACAAAGCAGCGGCAGUUGCUUCAGCUUUGCCGAAGUGCUUCACAACACCUGUUCCCAACAAAAUAAUGUCACCGGCGAACAAGAUCCUCGAGGAAAUCAAAAACACUCCCUCAUAUCUGAUACAAUCGUCUCUCUCGAAAGCCUCUAUUUUUCGGUCCAACCCUGGAAGUGGAAAUGCCUCCAAGCAGGAAACUCCCUACCGAAUCAAUAGGCCAAUUAGUACGCAAAGCCCAUCCACCAUUCGGAUACAGAGCUGUAUCGAGCGGCUUGAUAAUUGCGUGGACUUGGUCGUGUCAACGGCGGAGAAAUAUUUCUACAAUAGUGAUUACAAGAAAUGCAUGAAAAUGAUCGAUGAAAUUCUUAAACGCGAUCCAUACCACAAACGCAGCCUAACGGUGCAAAUCGGCUGUUUGAUGGAGAUGAAGGAUUUCAACAAGCUGUUUUAUGUUGCCCACAAGCUGGUGGAUUUCUAUCCGGAUGAUGCGAUUUCCUGGUACGCAGUGGGCUGCUAUUACGACCUGAUUGGUAAGAGUGAUCCCGCCCGGAGGUAUCUCUCGAAGGCAACAACUUUGGAUCGUCUUUACGGGCCAGCUUGGCUAGCCUAUGGUCAUUCCUUCGCUAAGGAGAAUGAACACGAUCAAGCGAUGGCAGCAUAUUUUAAGGCUACUCAGCUGAUGAGAGGCUGCCAUCUUCCGCUGCUGUAUAUCGGGGUGGAAUGCGGGCUGACCAAGAAUUUAGAAAUGGCGGAAAAGUUCUUCUAUCAGGCGAUGUCUAUCGCUCCGUUGGAUGUCUACGUGCUGCACGAGCUGGGCGUGAUAAAAUUCGAGUACGAGCUGUAUGACAGCGCGGAGGAAGUGUUUCGAACGACGCUGGAUAUGGUUCAGAGUAUGGCGAGGGCGAAUCAGGAGCCCAUUUCCGUGCGAUGGGAACCUCUGCUGAACAAUCUGGGUCACUGCUGUAGGAAAAACAAGAAAUACGAGGAAGCGUUGGAAUUCCAUCGGAGGGCGUUGUUUCUGAAACCGUUGAGUGCUUCCACGUACACGGCGAUUGGAUUCGUUCAGGCGUUGAUGGGGAAACUGGACGAUGCGGUUGAAUCAUUCCACAAGAGCUUGUCCCUCAAGAGGGAUGAUGUUUUCACUACGACGAUCCUGAAGUACGCUAUCGAGGAUCUUGCGGAAGAAGCCCCGCUUCCGUUUUACGCCGAGGAAGCAGACGAUAUCGAUCUGGAGGGUAAGGGAGACGAUCUGUCUGAAUCCAAGGACGAUGAGAUGGGUGGUAGCUGCGGUGGUGGUAGUGGCGGUAAUGAAGGAAGCGGGAUUCCAGGUAGUGGGGAUGGAGCACCCACCCGAUUGAAGCUGAAGUUCGAUGAGUAUGAUUCCAAUGCGUCGCCAGUGAGUGACACUAGCGCGGAUGAUAUGAGUAUGGAUCUCUAGGUUAACUGUGCAAAACGCUUGUUUUGAGAUUAUUAUUACGUAAAUGUUGCAUUGAAUAAAUACAAUGUUUGGUUAA
Molecule: messenger RNA, 2538 nt
Organism: Toxorhynchites rutilus septentrionalis
Lineage: Eukaryota; Metazoa; Arthropoda; Insecta; Diptera; Culicidae
Gene: Cdc16
Product: cell division cycle protein 16 homolog
Exons: 3
Coding region: 144-2462 (772 amino acids)
Biological process (GO): cell division
Molecular function (GO): protein binding
Source: RefSeq, a predicted model, not a curated record